AUGGAAUGCAUAUAUUCUAGUAACUAUUGGAAAGCUCUUGGACAUAAUCAAGCUGAAUGCAUUGACUUAUUGGUUGAAUUCCCAAUUAAUAUACUUAAUACAAAUAAUAUAUUUUAUAAUGAUGAGAAUGAGUCUUAUAUUAUAAAUCAAGAUAAUUCUAAUUUCACUUCAGCAAAUUCUGAUAUACAUAUAGUUUCUGAAUCUAAACUUGAUAUUGAAAAUAUAGUAGAUCUUACACUACCUUGCUUUAGUUUCAGCAAUACAAAUUUUGAUUGUGAAAAAAUUAGACCACAAUCUAAAUUAACAUCAAGCAAAGGUCAUGGAAAUAUGAACUUUGAAGUAUCGAAUAUGUCUUGGGAACUGAAAUCGAUAAUGUUUAGUUGCUAA
This is a messenger RNA of Scutellospora calospora, 387 nucleotides long. Lineage: Eukaryota; Fungi; Glomeromycota; Glomeromycetes; Diversisporales; Gigasporaceae. The record is from the annotation of a GenBank genome assembly.